AUGCGAUUCGUACUUCCUUUCAUUCUCGGCCUUGCAUGGCUGGUGACAGGUGCUGUCAUUCCUUCUCAUCACACCAAUAGUACCGAGCUCGAAGCUCGUGAUUCCGCUGGAUAUCGCUCUGUUGCAUACUUUGUCAACUGGGCCAUCUACGGUCGAAACUUCAACCCCCAGGAUCUUCCUGCCGAGAGACUCACCCACGUUCUCUAUGCAUUUGCUAAUGUCCGCCCUGAAACCGGAGAGGUCUACCUUUCUGACACCUGGGCGGAUACUGAUAAGCACUAUUCGGGCGAUUCGUGGAGUGACACCGGAAACAAUGUCUACGGAUGCGUCAAGCAGCUCUUCCUCCUGAAAAAGCGAAACCGAAAGCUCAAAGUCCUUCUUUCUAUCGGCGGUUGGACUUAUUCGAGCAACUUCGCCGCGCCCUUGAGCACUGCCUCCGGAAGAGCCACAUUUGCCUCUUCUGCCACAAAUUUGGUCAAAAACCUUGGCUUCGACGGAGUCGAUAUUGACUGGGAGUAUCCUGCCAACAGCGCCCAAGCAGACGACAUGGUCUCUACUUUGCAACAACUGCGCUCGUCUCUGGACACUUACAGCGCGGCGAACGCUAACAACUACCACUUCCAAAUCACUGUUGCGUGCCCUGCUGGCCCAUCAAACUACCAGCAGCUUCAUUUAGCCCAGAUGGAUAAAUAUCUAGACUUCUGGAAUCUGAUGGCUUACGAUUACUCUGGAAGCUGGGAUACCAUCGCAGGCCAUGAUGCGAACACCUUCGCUUCGACCAGCAGCCCAGCCAGCACACCCUUCAAUACUGACCAGGCAAUUAGCUAUUAUACUGCCAAUGGCGUUCCGGCAAAUAAAAUUGUCAUGGGAAUGCCACUCUACGGCCGCUCCUUCAUGAACACCGAUGGGCCGGGAACCGCAUACAACGGCGUGGGCAGUGGCAGCUGGGAAAAUGGUGUUUGGGACUACAAGGCUCUACCCAUGACUGGAGCGAGCGUCAAUUUCUUGGAACAGCCCAUGGCGAGCUACAGCUACGACUCUGCCAAGCGUAUGAUGGUCAGCUAUGACACUCCUCAGGUGGCCCAGCUCAAGGCGAAGUAUAUCCAGUCCAAGGGUCUGGGUGGAGGCAUGUGUCUGAUCACAACGGUUGUCAAUCAGUUCGGCGGAGUCGGAGCGCUGGACCAAAGCCCGAAUGAGCUGAGCUAUCCCAUUUCGUCUUACGACAACUUGAAGGCUGGCUUCCCAUCAAACUGA
Messenger RNA from Penicillium oxalicum, 1254 nucleotides. RefSeq names its product glycoside hydrolase family 18 protein. The transcript is spliced from 7 exons. The record is from RefSeq and is a predicted model, not a curated record. Lineage: Eukaryota; Fungi; Ascomycota; Eurotiomycetes; Eurotiales; Aspergillaceae. Gene Ontology annotation, molecular function: chitin binding; chitinase activity. Bases 1 to 1254 code for a protein of 417 amino acids. Gene Ontology annotation, biological process: carbohydrate metabolic process; chitin catabolic process. Gene Ontology annotation, cellular component: extracellular region.